GAUCAAUUUCCAAAUACUCACAAGGUUACCGUGUCAAAAUCAGUUACUUGUUACAUAUCACACAAAACUUACUGAUAAAAAAUCAAGUUAGCAUAAACAUGACCAUUAAUUGUAAAUUCCCUUGCGAAGGUUCGACACGACACGAACGCUACCUGAUAUCGAUGCCUUUUAGACUACAAAACUGAAAAUUUGAUGAGAAUUGGAAGCUGCAAAUAAAGGACUGUCGCGCUCUCAAAUUAAUUUACACAACCCCUUGAAAACUCUGGAGUCUAGCAUUUGAGAACAUAUAUAUGUGGUUGUCCUAAAUUCAUGAUCAUCUUCAAUAUCCCAUAAGCAUAUAUUUUGGUCAUGGAUUUUCUUUCCAGCCUGCCUUUAGCUAAGAUAGCAAUAAGUUUACCGGUACUUGUUCUUUUAGCAGUAUUUUUGUGGCCGGAGAAGAACAAGAGAUACCCUCCUCUUGCCGGAACCGUCUUACACCAACUGAUCAACUUCCACAGGGUGCACCAUUACAUGACUGAGCUUGCCUACAAAUACAAAACUUACAGAAUGCUUAGCUUGUUCAGAAUUAUUGUUUACACUGCAGAUCCUGCAAAUGUGGAAUACGUGUUCAAAACAAACUUUGCGAACUAUAGCAAGGGAUUGUACCUGCAUGAAAUUCUGUCUGAUUAUAUGGGAGAUGGGAUCUUUGCUGUGGAUGGGGACAAAUGGAUGCAUCAGAGGAAGGCAUCAAGCUCUCAGUUCUCAACCAAAGUACUCAGGGACUUCAGCAGUGAAAUCUUCAAAACAAAUGGAUUGAAACUGGCUGGCAAAAUUCAUCAAGCUGCAAACUGUAGCAAAUCAAUAGAUAUCCAAGAUUUGUUUAUGAAAUCAACCUUGGAUUCAAUCGUCAUGAUUCUACUUGGUUUCGAUCUAGACACCUUGUCUGGAACAAACAAUGAAGAAAGUAUCCAGUUUUCAAAUGCUUCUGAUGAAUCAAAUGGAGCUACCCUUUAUCGUGUUUUUGAUAUCUUCUGGAAGAUUAAACGGUUCUUGAACAUUGGAUCCGAAGCAAUGAUAAAAGAAAACAUAAAAGUGGUGGAUAAAUUUGUAUACAAUCUAAUCAACAGGAAGAUUGAAACACUUCAAAAUUCAGAAGAUGAUGAGUUACCUUUAAAGAAAAGUGACUUUAUCUCUAGACUCAUUGAAACUAGGGAGACUGAUCCAAAGUACUUGAGAGACAUGGUCUUCAAUUUUAUUGCUGCCGGCAAAGACACAACUACAUCUGCUCUUUCAUGGUUUAUUUAUAUGAUGUGCAAGCAUCUUGAUAUACAAGAUAAGAUUGCACAGGAAAUUAGAGAAGCAACAGGCCUGAAUAAUACUUCAAGCCCUGAUGAACUUGCAGCCAACCUUACUAAAGAAGCCCUUAGCAAAAUGCAAUAUCUCCAUGCUGCUUUGAAUGAGACACUCAGACUCUAUCCUGCAGUUCCAAUGAUAGCUAGGGGUUGUUUUUCUGAUGAUACUUGGCCAGAUGGACAUAGUGUGAGAAAAGGAGAACUAGUGAUAAUCCAACCUUAUUCAAUGGGCCGGAUGAAGUUCAUAUGGGGCGAUGAUGCAGAAGAGUUCCGGCCAGAGAGAUGGCUUGACGGAAAUGGCAAUUUCAAGGAAGAAAGCCCUUUCAAAUUCAUAGCCUUCAAUGCCGGUUCAAGAAUUUGUCUGGGAAGGGAUUAUAGCUAUCUCCAAAUGAAGAUAUUCACUGCUGUGCUUUUCAGCAAAUACAUAUUCAAGCUCACUCACGAGACAAAAGUGGUGAAUUACAAGACGAUGAUCACGCUCGAAAUCGAUGGAGGUCUUCAUGUUCAUGCCUUUCCAAGAGUUUGA
Molecule: messenger RNA, 1857 nt
Organism: Fragaria vesca subsp. vesca
Lineage: Eukaryota; Viridiplantae; Streptophyta; Magnoliopsida; Rosales; Rosaceae
Product: cytochrome P450 704C1-like
Exons: 6
Coding region: 349-1857 (502 amino acids)
Molecular function (GO): heme binding; iron ion binding; monooxygenase activity
Source: RefSeq, a predicted model, not a curated record